AUUUAUUAUCUUUAUUCAGAUUUGAGUACUGAAAGAUGUAAUUAUACACAAAAGAAGUGUAAUAUUUUAUACAUUCUUGUGUUUUUUAGGGAUUGUAUGUUCCUGUAUGCCAAUUAUUCAAUUGAUUAUCUACAACUAUUAAUCAAUCAAGUUGUAUUCAAAUAUUUUCGUUCAUUUUUUUACUAAAAAAGGACUUGAUAAAUUGUGCUUACAAGAUUCAAUGAUUUUCAUCAGUACCAUUCCCAUUUGUUUAGAUUCCAAGAAAAGAUGAAAAAGAAGCUCACAGUUUGCCUAGUGUUGCUGAAAGACCCAAAUUUUGUGUUGAAGAAAGAGCAUCAACAUUUUUAGAAGAGAAAGUUAAAAAAAGUCCAAACUCAAGUUCGCUUUGGAAUCCAAAUGACAAGAGGGAGCAUACAGAGCUUGCAAAAGAGCCUUCAUUGUUUCUUGAUAUCAAUUAUGGAUCAGAUGGUGAUCUUGACAUUAUUGAAAUACCAGAUUUGAAACCACAAAGAAAAGAGCGCCGAAAGAGAGGUUCUUCCAAAACAACAGUCGAAUCACAGGAAAAGAAAGCUGUAUUCCCAGAAAUAAUUCCAAGUAUUGACACAACAGCAGUGCAGGCAUUAGAAAACGUCAACGUACAAUCAGCAGCUAAUAGUGAUAUCAACAAUAGUUGCUGUUUAAGUCACAAAUCUUCAAGAUCAGAAGCAAUGCACAAAACUCUGCCAACGAUCAGCUCACCCUGUAAGUUAAAUAUAGGGGUGGAAGAGGUGAAAACUUGCAGUGAAACAGAGCAGAGAACGGAUGUGGAUUUGAGAGAAGUUAAAGUUAAUACUGUCAAAGCAGAAGAAUUUCCAGCAAUAGCAAUCGCGAAAAAUCCUGGGAAAACAACUGCUCGUUAUGCUUUGAAAAGCAGGCACCAGAAAAAGAGUUUACUAAUAACACGGUCAAGUGAUAAAGAAGGUAGCAAGAAUUUGACAAAAGAGUUUCUUGUCAGUGGUGGGAAACCCGUUGCAAAGAAAAGAACUAGUCUCAGAGAAACUAACUCGAAAGUUAACGCUAAUCAAGAAAAAACAGCAUUGUUUACAAAAAGGAAAAAUGCCCCUCCUUUGAAGAAAAUCAAACAAAACAGAGUUAAAACACCGAUAAAAAGCGAGCAACUUCCCAGUUUAUGUGAUACUGAAUCAAUGGCUGAUUGUGAGAAGAUCGAUCAAAUGACGUUAGUCGAUGAUAACGAGCAGCUACCUGAAGUCGUGAAAGAGGAAACGAAAUCAGAAGAACACUUGUCAAAGUCUGCUAUCUCGUCUCUUCCUUCUAUUGAUAAAACGCCGUUGGAAGAUUUUUCAAUGGAAAUCGAGUCUGCGAGAGUAUGCAGCCCAAGAGUACUUGAAUUUCCUCUUCAAAAGAUGAAAAAAUACCAAAAAGUGCUGUUUGAAGAAAAGAAGGCGGCAUUUCGUAAACUGGAUAUCGACGGCGAUGGACACUUGUCACUAUUUGAACUCAUGAAAAGCUUUCCUCCUGAGCUCUCCAAGUACCAAGUUGAAUAUUUGAAAAUGAUUUACCAAAAUGCAUGCAGUAGCACUUUCUUUGGUCUUGAAGAAUUUCUCUGCGUAGAAGAAAUGUGUAACACUAUGAAAUACAUGAGUGAAGAGCUACAAGCAGUCUUUGCAAGAAUCGAUCUUCGCAAGCUUCAAACUACACUGAACGAUUAUUUGCUGGUCUAUUCCAAGGCCUACGAUAAAGCAUUUGACGUUGCAGUUUUCGAUAAUUUCCUGGAGAGGGCAAACACACAACAAGGUCAUUCAGAUUUGACAGAGCUCUUGAAGUUAAUACAUACGCUGGAAAAGAUUGGAUAAUAACUGGUUCUCUUUUCUCAUCUGCGAGGCGACAGUUUGACAACUGGGAUUUGAAUAAAGGAUUGCGAAAGUCUGAUUUCCUUCUUCUGAUCCCUAUACUUGUGUAUAACGGUCUCAGCCCGGCAUCCCUUCUGAUCUGAGAGAGAAAAUCUGCUCUACAAAAGAUCUGAUUGGCGUCUCCUUCGCAGUCCUUGGCUUUUUAAAUCAAGAAACCCCGUCGCUGGUUGUGUCUGUUCUUCAGAGGGAAGCAGGAGGAAGGAUUCUUUUUCAAGUUGCCAUAGUGAUGAAUAUUUCAUUACUUCAAUGCUGUACAAUGUUGAUAACACUGACAAUCCUCUUGGGGCUAUCCACCUUAACAACUUCGGAAGUUAAAGGAAACAACGCAAUGAAGCUUUGUGGUCAAGAAUUUUUCGUAACUUACAAAUUGCUUUGUGGUGGCGGGAUGCGAGGCAAAAGAUCGAUUUUAGCUUUACCAAAAAGAAUUAAAAAGGAUAUUCCAAAAGAGAAAGAAAGUUUGCCAGUUCUUAAAGAGAAGUUAGCAAAGCAGUUUCUACGGCGGGUUCGACGAAGUUGGCGUAGUAUCCAGGACAAUGCAAAUGAAGAGUGCUGCGUCGAAGCGUGCACUUACGAAGAAGUAAAGGAAUACCCGUGUUCCCCGUACUGAAUGCAGGAUGUAGACUAUGGGUGUUAUAAGAUUUUCUAGGGAACUCAAAGACAUUGUUUCUUGUAAUAUUAAACUGAUGACCGGCAAUUUGUUUCUGCAUCAACCGGGUAACAUCCAUUGGCCAGGUGCUGAAGUCUCUUGGAGUUGAUCGCCUCCAUACCGUGUUACCAACAAUCUGAUCAUUAUAAGGGACCAGGUUGGGCAGUAUUAUACCCCUUUGCUAGCCGUAUUAUACCCCAUAGAGGAGCUAAUAUCCUCUAUGGGCGUUAACAAAGGCUGGUUGUUUGGGUGAAUAUACAAACGAUUCCAAAACUCAAAAAAAUGAACUCAGGCUCGACAACGCCCUUUCUCGCAAGCUUUUUGGAACCUGGCCUUGCGCGUCAUUGGCCUAUUAGAAUCAAUCAACGAUUUUACAAGCAGGUAGAGGACGCUCUUUCUGCUUUGCUUACGUUGUUAGUCUUUACCAUAGCACCACCACUGCUUCACGGGACUUCAGCACCACUAUUUAUGGGUGUUAAUACUGAAGAGUUGUCACAUGAUGCUGAUAGCUGAAUUUACGUGAGUUUCCCUUGGCAAAGAACAUUCAACUUGCGUUAUGGUUUUUCAAGAAUUGUUUCUCCAGAGCAGAGGGGAGAAAAUCCUUAUGUUCUCGCUUCAAUCGAUAGAAAAUGGACUGCAGGCUUAUUUAUUCAAUAGAUUCUAUUGCCGUGCUCUCUGUGUUUGUAAAUUUUGUUGUAGAGUCUUAAAGUAUUAAAUAUGACGUAGGUAACGACUUACUUGAAGGGAAGGACGUUUAGAUUAGUAAUAAUAGCAUUCUUUUUGGAACGCAGCGCUCACACUCUACCAGCUUUUCAAAACUCCAUUUUCUUCAAUUUCCUACCAAAAUAAAACCCUAAAUUUCCGUAGUUGGCUAGUGCUUUGUUCGGUUUAGAUAACUCUUAGGUACCAAAAAGGUAAACUUUCUGAAUUGCACUAAAAUGUAAGAGUGCUGUCGUUGUAUAUCGUAGAAGCCAUUUGAAUUCUAUUGCACCUCAUGCGAAUUCCCUUCAAUUCAAGUCAACGUUCGAGGAAAUACAUUAAGAUAUGGAAUAAUUUAAGAUAAUGCAUAUAUAAACUUAUAUCUAACAAUUCCGUUAUUUAUAUUAAAUAUCUAGCAGUGUGUAAUACGCAUGCGUGUCUUCAAUAUUUGAAGGCAGAGGGUAACUGCUUCGAUAGAUUGAUCGAGCAGAGUGGUUUUAACAGUAGAGGGCACAUGCUGACCUUUUUGACCUCAUGAUUGACCUUAAUGACUUUUGGACCUGUUGUCUUGGCCUCUAUUGACCUAAUUUUGCCUUAAAUUUAUCUUUUUGUUGUAUAAUCAUUAGUUUGCUCGGACAGCGAUCGCUGUUGUAGUUUAGUCGUUUUUUUGUUGGUUUGGGUCUUGACAAUGGAUAAUUAUGUUUACCAUGAUGUAUAUACGAAUAUCAGUUAGUUAGAGUACAAAAGGCAAAACAAGGUCCUAUUUCACUCAAUGGGUGUCUCAUUCUUUCUAAAGGCCUAAGGGUGGCCCCUCAUUUGAUUUUUCACCAAUAUCUAUCAUUUAAUUUUUUUAGAGAUAUUUCCCAUGCCAAUAAAGAAAUUCCUUUGAUUUUUAGCCAACUUGACAUGUUUUCGUUCAUUCUAUUACUUUUGUCGAAGUCCAGCUUUAGGAAGAAACCGAAGACCUGUCUCAGUAUUUACUGAUCAUUUAAGGCGUCAACAGGUUGCAAAGAUCAGCAUUUUCCUUCUUCUAGCUUCUUUAAGUAGUUUGCAUUUUUCAAAUGAUGUGAUUAUUAAGCCAAGCUCUUGUUUACCAAAGUUUGAAACAUCAGUCUGUCGUUGUUGUGAUGUUCUAAAACAAAGUAAUUUGUCUAUAAAGAUAUUAAACAGCAUUUGAAAAAUGCAAACUUCAUGUGUAUUAGGUAUUUAGGUAGUGGCUGUAACUUUGUUUAAAUUAAUAAAAUAGUUUUCAACUUGUAGAAACCGAUAUCUAGUAAGCACGUUUUAGUUUGUCAUAGAAGUGUGUGAUCCUUAGUAUGUUACACUCUGUACGCAUUUUUCAAUAUCUAUGAAAUGGUUACUGCCAAUAUCUGGAUUACUUACUAGAACCAGUCUUCUUCUCUUAGCUUUUAUUAAUUUCUUUGUGCCAUGGUGUAAGACACUCUUUCUUUAGGCCAAGAGUAGAAACAUGCAUUAAAUUUUCGUAAAGAAAUCAGAAACAUAUUGAGAUUAGAAACAAAAAAUGCUGAAGAAUCUUUUCCUAACUUAAGAGUUUUAUAACAAAUCAAAGCUAAGAUAUAUAUAUUCGUUAAAUUCUUAGCAAAACUCGAAGAAUGGGUAUCACACAAUUUUUUAGUCAUAAAAUUUAGUGGUUACUUAAUCUGUUCACGCCUAUUUUUUCAAUACUUUAAUGUUUUGAUACUUUACAAAUUUUCAGUCGAUUGAAUAAGAGAAGCAUUGCUUUUAAAUGAUUGUGGACAAUAGUUAUGUCAUCUUUAGCGGAUUUUGAGCAAUGCAAUCACUGAUAUCUCUUUGCAAAGGGGGAAAUCAUUCCAAUUUUAAGGGCUGCUGUAACAAAGAAAAUUUUGUAGUGGUCUGCUCUGUAGUGAGGAAGGAUAAACACUGCUUAGAAUGAAGAAUGAAGAAUGAAGAGAAUAUCGUUGAAUUAAAUCUUGUGGAAUUCAAUCAGAUUGUUCUCAACUACAUUGUAGGCCAUGCAACUCUUUUGCAGAUUUUGCUAUUAUUUAUAGGAAAAAUGUAGGAAUCCAAUGCAUUUAUAGUUAUGAACCAAAAGUUGUUUUUUCAACCUUUUCACCAUAUUUUUGGGAUACCUAGGCCUAACUUAUUUGAAAAAAGGCUUCUCGCAUCUAAAAAAGGUUUCGUUGUAAACCCC
Molecule: messenger RNA, 5428 nt
Organism: Rhopilema esculentum
Lineage: Eukaryota; Metazoa; Cnidaria; Scyphozoa; Rhizostomeae; Rhizostomatidae
Source: RefSeq, a predicted model, not a curated record